AUGUUGAAUAUACUAGAUCUCAUCUUUCUAAGUUUAGCUUUUAUGGUUACUUUUACUGGAUUUCUAAUAAAUAAUUUUGAAAAACAUGUGCCGGUUUUCGUUAUUAAAAGUUACAGAUACGGUAGUUUUGCAUACCAGGGUUCUGGAGCUAACUAUUUGCAGAUGAUAGAAAUUCCUAAGGCAUUUUACCGCCAUUUCUAUUUCUUCUCUUCUGUAUUUAGUACUGCUACUUUGGCAUACAUGGUAUUAGUUUAUUAUUUAAAUUUCAAUGUAAACUCGUAUAUUGUUUUUGUGUUAAGAAUAUUAUUGGAGCAGGAUGAAUCGGCAGUGAGUGCAUCAGCUGCCAUCAUAACUAUGAGCCUCCUUACCCUCCAGUGCGUACGACGUUGCUAUGAGACAUACUGCCUUCAAGUGUUCGCUAAGUCCAGUAAAAUGAACCUGAGCCAUUAUCUUGUUGGAAUGGUGCAUUAUUUCGCCUGCGUAAUCGCAGCUGUGGGGCAGGCACCAUUGUUUUGUGGCAACCAAAACAGGGACGAAGUCGUCUGGACUGAUAAACGUACGAGCAUUUUGGCAGUUCCAUGCAUACUAAUCUUCCUGUAUGUCUGUUACGAGCAGUACCAAACCAACGUAAUCUUCGCAAAUCUGCGCAGGGACAAGAAGACCGGUGAAGUUGUGACGGAGGAACAUAGGAUACCACACGGGAGGCUUUUCGAGCUGGUCUCUAGUCCGCAUAGGCUCUGUGAAAUAAUUUUAUACACCGUUCUUAUCAUAUUGAUACCGACAAAAACAUUCUUUUGCAUAUACCUGUGGGUGCUAAGCAAUCAGAUUCAGACUGCCAUCCAAGCACACGAGUGGUACAAAAAGUCAUUCAAAGGCUACCCGACAAACAGAUUCGCUAUUAUCCCAGCUUUAUUGUAA
Messenger RNA from Parnassius mnemosyne (clouded apollo), 918 nucleotides. The record is from the annotation of a GenBank genome assembly. Lineage: Eukaryota; Metazoa; Arthropoda; Insecta; Lepidoptera; Papilionidae.